Molecule: messenger RNA, 1368 nt
Organism: Ophidiomyces ophidiicola
Lineage: Eukaryota; Fungi; Ascomycota; Eurotiomycetes; Onygenales; Onygenaceae
Exons: 4
Coding region: 1-1368 (455 amino acids)
Biological process (GO): proteolysis
Molecular function (GO): metallodipeptidase activity
Source: RefSeq, a predicted model, not a curated record
AUGCCAUCGCGUGGUGAUAUAAAACGGGCCUCGGCAAAUCCAAAAUCAAGCUCAUCCGAACCCACUCGCGCGCACAGGCACUCAAGCCCACGGACCUGGCUUCGCAAUGCAGCGAUCUUUGUCUCAGUAGCUGCAGUUGCAGGAACGGCGAGCGGAUAUUUAUCAUUCCGCGACAUUCUCAAGAUCGCAUCUCCCUCCCUUGACCCGCGUGAUUAUCCGGCCAGAGCUCGGCAAAUACUCUCCACUACGCCUCUGAUCGACGGGCACAAUGAUCUCCCUUACCUCAUCCGGCUGGAGACAAAAAAUAAGAUUUACGACCACCGGGCGUUUCCCUUUCGAACUGGACUGCUAAGCCAUACAGAUGAAAAGAAAAUCCGUACUGGGAAGCUUGGGGGGCAGUUCUGGAGUGUAUUCGUCGAAUGCCCUGCGGAUCCCAAGGCGAAUAUCGAUGAUCCAACGUGGGCAGUCAGAGAUACACUGGAGCAAAUUGAUGUCGCAAAGCGACUUGUAGAGGAGUACAAUGAUCUUCUCCAGUACUGUGAAACUGCAGCUUGCGCUAAAGCGGCUUUCAAGAGUGGAAAAGUCGGUAGUUUCUUAGGCAUUGAGGGAGGGCAUCAAAUUGGAAAUUCGCUGGGCUCGCUGAGGCAAGUGUAUGAUCUCGGUGUUCGCUACAUCACCAUAACACACAACUGUGACAAUGCUUUUGCGACGGCAGCAUCUACAGUUGCUGCGGGCGGUAAAGACCUUGGACUGGCCAGCUUCGGCCAUGAGUUCGUUGACGAAAUGAACCGUCUCGGAAUGCUGAUCGAUCUGUCGCACGUCUCCCAUCAGACCAUGCGUGAUGUUUUGUCCAGGACGAAAGCCCCAGUGAUAUUUUCGCAUUCCUCUUCAUAUGCACUUUCUAAACAUCUUAGAAAUGUGCCUGACGACGUCCUGCGCGAAGUCGCGAAGAACGGCGGAGUUGUGAUGGUCACGUUUGUGCCUUCAUUCCUUAAGGUGGAUGAUCCUUCGUCCGCAACCAUACAUGACGCCGUUGAGCAUAUUUUCCACAUUGCAGCCGUGGCGGGAUGGGAUCAUGUUGGAGUUGGCGGUGAUUUCGAUGGCACACUCGAUGUCUCCAAAGGCCUUGAGGACGUCUCGAAAUAUCCAGGGCUUGUCGAACUCCUCCUCGAGCGUGGAGCAACGGACGAACAAGUCCGCAAAUUUGUUGGAGAGAAUAUCCUUCGUGUCUGGUCUAGAGCAGAGAAAAUUGCGCAAAAUAUCAAGGCAUCUGGCAAGAAACCAAACGAGGAGACCUGGUCGGGUCGCCGCUGGACGAUGGUCGAUCUCCCCAUGCCGUCCAUGUUUUCUAGUAGCAACAGCAGGUGA